GGAGCCUGGGAUUUGUCAGUUAUGUUUUGUCAGUACGGUAGAAUUAAAAAAAUGUUUUCACAGUAUCUCUCCAUCUGAGGUGGCAGCGUGCUCUCUUACCAGUAUGAGGAGCUCAGGGCCACGGGAUGGUGCUGGCUGAAUGCACUGCCAUCAAAUCAGCUGAGCUAGUCACUGCAGGUGCCCUCACCUCCAGUGGUAUCCAUCCAGACACCAGCACUGACACUGGUCGUGCUCAGAACUGCCUCGGCCCUGAAGACACAACAGAGAAAUAGAAGGGGGCCGCUCCCUGUUACAGCAGGUGCUCUCACUCUGUGGGUCCUUAUGUAACUGCGCGGUGUUAAUCAGGAUCACCCGUUCUACACUAUGUGGCGCUGCUGCUGUGUCUCCUAGUUACUUGUUUCUUGUAAGAAUGCCGGUGACCGAGUUAGAAGCAUGCUUCCAAGCUGUCCGUGUCCUCGGCAUCAAGAAGUGGAGCCUGGAAGCUUCCGAAUUUCUCCAGAAUGCUGUCUACAUUCACCUUAGGCAACGUUCCGAGGAGAGAAUUCAGCAGUGCAGCCUCCUCUCCGAGCUCUACGAGUUGAUCGGCUUCCACUGCAAGUCCGCCUCCUUCAAGAGGGUGGCCCCCGUGCGGCGCGCGGCCCCCGGCCUCCCGGAGCCUGGCGGGAAGGCCUGCUCCCGCCUCCUCCUGCAGACGCUUCCUGGCUACAGUCUGUCGCUGGACCUGCAGGACUUCACAUACACGCAGCUCUACAUGAAAAUCUCAACCGUUACCAACCGCUCAGUGCAGCCCGAAGCAAUGGACAGACUGCAGAGUCCCCUGGCGGCUCAUCGUGGUGACUUACACCACUUGCAGGAUUAG
Molecule: messenger RNA, 859 nt
Organism: Vicugna pacos (alpaca)
Lineage: Eukaryota; Metazoa; Chordata; Mammalia; Artiodactyla; Camelidae
Source: RefSeq, a predicted model, not a curated record